UUGCCCGCGGCUCCUGUUUUUAGCCUGCCCCGGUCCCCCCACCGCGGGUGGCCGACUAGGUCCCAGUUUCCACUGCAGCACCGGGAGAAGCGCUGGCCAUGACGGACAGCCCGAUCCCGGCCCCGGCCCCGGCCGCCAAGCCCAAACGGGCGAGGGCACCUCGGAAGCCGGCGUCCCACCCUACCUACUCGGAGAUGAUCGCGGCAGCCAUCCGGGCCGAGAAGAGCCGCGGCGGCUCCUCCCGGCAGUCCAUCCAGAAGUACGUGAAGAGCCACUACAAGGUGGGCCAGCACGCCGACCUCCAGAUCAAGCUCUCCAUCCGGCGCCUGCUCGCCGCCGGCAUCCUCAAGCAGACCAAAGGGGUCGGGGCCUCUGGCUCCUUCCGUCUGGCCAAGGGAGACAAGGCCAAGAGGUCCCCGGCAGGGAGGAAGAAGAAGAAGAAGGCUGCCAGAAAGUCCACGUCGCCCAGGAAGGCGGCGAGGCUCAGGAAAGCCACGUCACCGGCAAAGAAGCCCAAAGCCGCCGCCAGGAAAGCCAGGAAGAAGUCGAAGGCCAGUCCCAAGAAAGCCAAGAAGCCAAAGACUGUUAAGGCCAAGUCGCUGAAGACAUCCAAGCCCAAGAAGGCAAAGCGGUCGAAACCCAGAGCCAAAUCCGGCGCCCGGAAAUCACCCAAAAAGAAGUGA
Messenger RNA from Cygnus atratus (black swan), 683 nucleotides. Its product is annotated as histone H5. Gene Ontology annotation, cellular component: nucleus; nucleosome. The coding region runs from base 99 to 683 and encodes 194 amino acids. The transcript has a single exon. Lineage: Eukaryota; Metazoa; Chordata; Aves; Anseriformes; Anatidae. The record is from RefSeq and is a predicted model, not a curated record. Gene Ontology annotation, biological process: chromosome condensation; nucleosome assembly; negative regulation of DNA recombination. Gene Ontology annotation, molecular function: double-stranded DNA binding; nucleosomal DNA binding; structural constituent of chromatin.